AUGAAAUCAAAUUCUAAUAUCCCAUAUUUAAUUCCAUCGUAUCUUGAAAAAAUGAAAAUGUAUUCGAAAGUUGCCGAAAUUCGAGUUAUGUAUGAUGCUCCAACAAAACAAACAACAUAUACUUAUCAAUUAAAUUGGAAUUGUGAUGCAAAUCAAAGAGAAGCUUGUAUCAAAUCACUCGAAAAAGGAAAUCACAUCGGAAAACAAGCAACUGUUCCACGUUCGAAAAAAGAUUCAGAAUAUCCAGUUAUUGCAGUUUGUGAUGGACCAUGUGAAAAUGCGUAUCCAUCAAAUAAAUUGAAUAUUCUUGGAAGAUGUGGACAUUAUUUAUGUGAUAAAUGUUAUGAAAUUGUUAAAAAUUCAGAUGGAACUAGAGGUUGUAGUUCAUAUGCAUGCAAUUGGGAAAAAUCAUUGGAAUUUGAAGAAACUGAGGAUAAAAAGGUCUGAAAUUUAAUUUCAAAAAUUAUUCCGAAAAAUACAUUUUUCAGACUCAAACUUCUGAAAUCAAAAAUUUGUCAGAUGAAUCGAUUCCCUCAAUUUCAAAACUCAUAAUCGAUAUGGAUGAUGAGUCAAAUUACACUUGUUCAAUUUUAUCCACAGAUUCAAAAACUACAGUAACUUUGGACCGACGAUAG
Messenger RNA from Caenorhabditis angaria, 635 nucleotides. The record is from the annotation of a GenBank genome assembly. Lineage: Eukaryota; Metazoa; Nematoda; Chromadorea; Rhabditida; Rhabditidae.